AUGCAGUUGGUCCAGGCAGUUUUUCACGAGAAAUGCGAAAAGGAGGCCGCCGAUGAUCGCGCUAGGUGGCGCCCUCUGCGUGACGCAUGCGUCCUCACUGCCAGGUUCCCUGUCGACGAGGGCUGGAAAGCUGCCUCGAGGAAAAUCCGCUGCAUCGACGAUUUCACGGCGUCGCAUAUAAAUGCAGCUGUUUCCGUGGGGGAAGCAGUCCAGCACGACGGUCUAGGUCAAUUCGUAGCUGUCCUUAGCAAGACGAUCCUCGCAAGCGCUGGCGGAGCCGCGCUUCGCAAGGAGGAUUUCGUGAAUGCUUUCAAAACGCUCCCACUGGCGAGCUCGCAAUUGCAGUUUGCUGUUGUCACCUGGGCUGCAGCCGAGUCCCGUGGCCAAGGGCUUCAGCUUUUGGCGUGCCCUUUUGGCGCAGCCGCCUCUGUCUACAACUGGGAAAGGUUUGGCGCGGCUGUCCGCGCCAUUCUGGCCAGGUUGUUUCACGUUGUGUUUCUUCGCUUCGUGGACGACCUUUUUGGGGCCGACCCGGUUUGGGCGGGGGCGCCGCGCUUGAGCACGCCAGCAGGCGCCAGCGACGUGGCGUGCGAGGUGGUCGCAGGCCUGCUCGGGUGGGAGCUGGGCGCUUCCAAGCGGGUGUCGAAUGCCACCUCUGCGCAAAUUUUGGGAGUAGAUUGCGAGAUUGUUCAGGGCUGCUCCGCGGUGCGCAUGUCGAUUGGCCCCGAAAAGCUCGCGCGGUGGAGUGCGCAAAUUCGCGCCAUCCUGGGCCAUGGCGCGAUGUCCCCAGCUGAAGCCAAGAAAUUGGCCGGCCGACUCAGCUGGGGGUCGUCAGCAGUGUUUGGUCGCGCGGCCAGAGUGCACCUGGCUCCACUUUUCAAGCACGCGUCGGAGCGCGGCUCCAAACUUUCUGGUCGUGUUACUCGCGCGCUGCAGUGGUGGCUUCGCUUCCUUGAAUGCGUUCCGCCCCGCACUGUGCUUUGCGCGAGGCCAGCAGCUCGCGUCCGCUGCAUUGUGUAUUCGGACGCCACGGGAAGUGGCAAUGCGGCGUGGGCCCUUUGCUUCCCCGGCGCGCGUCUGUGGUCGGCUGCCACUGUGCCCGAACCAGCGCGGAACUGGGUGCACCACCGCAGGAAUCAGGUAGCCACGUGGGAACUGUUCGCUGCAAUUUGCGCGAUCAAUUUCCUUCUCAGCCAUUUGGGCGAGCUCGAGGUGUUGCUUUUUGUGGACAACACUGUGGCCCUCGGCACUUUGAUCCGAGGGUCGUCCAGGCAGUCUGUUUGGAACGAUCUGAUAGGCGACCUGUGGCUUCGAAUCGCCCGCGCUGGCGUGCUUCUCUAUAGUUUUUUCGUCCCCAGCCACCUUAACGUGGCAGACGCGCCCACCAGGCCGGAAGGCAAGGCCGCAGCGCUGGAAGCGAUGCGCGCCGCAGGUUUCCGCCAUCGAGCCGCUGCUGUUUCCAGGGCCGACAUCGACGCGGCGUCGCUGUGCAGCAAGCUUCAGGAGGCAGGCGUUUCGAACAGUGAUGAUUUCCGUGGCAUUACUGUGGAGGAAGCGGUGCUUAUUUGGGCACCUUUGGCCACCGUGUUCGAGACGUUCGUUCGUGCGCUGAUUGCUGAGGCGCAGGCCCACGUUCACCGCCUCCAGCGCCGGAGACCAGAGCGACAGCUGAGGCAGCGCUUCGGUCAUAAGCCACGCACAGAGCUUUUGCAGGCCAACUUGGCGCCAACGGCGCUCGCUGAGCAGGCAGUUUGGCUGGAAUUCUGUGGUUGGGAAACCAGUGCUCCUGGCUACGCGUCCGCGAUUCGCCUCUACGGGCAGGCGCAGAAAAAGCAGGGCGAGCUCAACAGAGACUGCGGGCAUUUCUGCUUGCGCUACGGCGAGGUUCUCCAGAUCGGGAACGAGCGUGCCCCGGACCGGCCUGCGCACCUGAUGGACCUCUACUGGCGGGGCUCCGUCUCGCCGGAGGCCAGCCAGGCCGUGACCCUGCUGAGCAUCCUCGCGGACGACGUGAACGCCGGCCACGGCUCUGGCUUCGUGGGCUGCCCCGUCGUCGAGAGGGUCAACGGCGAGUCGGUGAUGGAUAUGGAAGACCUCUCGUUUCACCUCAACCGUGCUUUGCGGGAGGAUGAGUUCGUGGAGAUCCAGUUCAGGAUGUCCAUCGGGCCCUACAUAGCGGUCCUCAAGUGCGCCGACAUUCCAGAGGCCAACAUGCGUAUUCAGGACCUGUACAAGCUGCCCUACCUGGCCAAUCCCCCCCACCUCGCCGUGGAGCUGGAGCCCGCCACCGAGCUCAUGGGGCACCGCGCCAUGGCCUCGGGCGGCGCGGCGGCGGCGGGUCCUGCCGUGGAGGCCACGGCGCUGCGGGAGGCCAUCGGGAAGCUCCUGCCGUCCAAGGACCGCGGCCGCGCCCUGGGGCUCGACGGUGGGAGCACCGCAGGACGGCCCAGUGCGUCUCCGUCCGUGGGCGGGGGCGGCAACGGGGAGCGGAUGUCGGCGACGCGCAAGGGGAAGGUGCUGGAGGUGAAGCCAGGUCGUUGGGGGGAGGUCGCAGGGCCUGGUGGGGCGGUCAGCCUUUCGCUGGAGCGCCUGGGCUGGAGGUUCAGAGCGUGGAACUGCCGGGAGGACGAGCGCGGGCACAUCUUGGACCUGCAGAUCCUCAGUCCGCGCAUGGUCGCCAGCCUGGUGGAGGCGGGGGCGUACAGAUACCUCAUGAGGCAGGCGGCCAAGCACGACGGCUCCGAGCAGCUCGACGGGCAGGCGCCAGACCUGGAACCCUUCCGCGCGGCGCUGGCGAACCUCCGCCGCGACCUCAAGCGCGAGGAGGACCUGAACGUCACGUCGAUCAAGGCGCUGCGCGAGGAGCUGGAGGAGGUCCUCGGCCUCGGCCCCGGCGGGCUCGACGGUCAGCGGGAUUUGGUGCGGGAGCUGCUGCAGGAGGAGAUCCAGCUGCAGCUGGAGAGGCCUCCGAAGAGGCCCGCGCUGAGCCUGGACACGCCCCUCCUGGAGCUGGCCGGCGCGGACCUGGGCGACACCUCCUCGGACAGCGAGUCCGAAGGCAAGGAGAAGAAGCUCAGGAAAGCUGCCAAGCGGGCUCGCUUGGCGAGAUCGGCGCCUACUCCGCUGCGACGCCGCGACGCAAAAGAGGGAGGGUCGGUUCCUAAGAAGAGGAGGGGCGCCGCCGAGGGCAGGGCGGGCAAGGGCGCCUCCGACGGCAAGGCGGCGCGCUUCAAGAGCAAGGUGGAGAAGGCCGUGCGGCACUACGUCGCCGAGCACGCGGAGACCUGGACCGCCAGCGAGAUGCGCGAGGACAUCUCCGUCCUGCACGGGUGGGAGAACGAUUCCAGGUUCGCCAGCGUGGUCAAGGCCGCGCUGUAUGACAUUGGAUACACGAACUCCGGCGCGAACGUGCUCAAGGGGAACAAAUAG
Molecule: messenger RNA, 3429 nt
Organism: Prorocentrum cordatum
Lineage: Eukaryota; Dinophyceae; Prorocentrales; Prorocentraceae
Source: the annotation of a GenBank genome assembly